This is a messenger RNA of Ipomoea nil (Japanese morning glory), 4122 nucleotides long. Its product is annotated as probable serine/threonine protein kinase IRE. The coding region runs from base 156 to 3746 and encodes 1196 amino acids. Lineage: Eukaryota; Viridiplantae; Streptophyta; Magnoliopsida; Solanales; Convolvulaceae. Gene Ontology annotation, biological process: peptidyl-serine phosphorylation; intracellular signal transduction. The transcript has 18 exons. Gene Ontology annotation, molecular function: protein serine/threonine kinase activity; ATP binding. The record is from RefSeq and is a predicted model, not a curated record.
AAAUACUGGCAUCCAUGUCCGGAAUUAGGUACUAUUCCUCAACUUUCCUUAACCUCCAGCUCUUGAUCCGCCAUAGCUAUCUUCUCCGAAAUACAAUUUCCAUGGGAGAAUGAGCCAGAUCCUGAUAUCUAUAUGCAGCUAUAAUCAUCACUGCAAUGUCGUCUGAUGCCAAUGCAGAAUCAGAAAGAACCUCGAAUUCAAACGCCGCCGUCCACAAUGCGCCACUGUCCGCUGACCACAGAGACUCGGCGGCCAAGCCUCCCGUCGUGAAGCAUCUACGGAAGAUUGGUCCGAUUAGCCGACCCGUGGCUGAAGACGACGAGGAAGAUGAUGCCAAUGAUGUUGCCGACGACGGCGACGACGAUGAUGAUGAUGGUUAUGAUGAAGAGGAAGGCUGUGAAAGUGACGAUUCGUCCAUGGUUGAGCCAUCGUCUCUUGGCCUCAAUCGCAUUAGGACUCGCUCAGCUCCGUCCCCGCUCACAAUUUCAAAAACUAUUCGUAUCCCUUCGGAUUUUGGAGGCGGCAGUAAGGGAAGAGGUGGAGCCAAAUCGCGCCCUAGGUCUUCAUCCAAUGCUGAUCAAUCUGCUGAACUUUUCGUGGGACGUGGUAAAAAGGUCCACUGGAGUCAGACUAAAUCAUUGAGAGUGAUGUCACCUCGGCGUUUGGAUUCAGAGGGUUACCAUGAAGCUUUUGCCAAGGAAAUUCAAUCUCCACGGUUUCAAGCUAUACUGCGUGUGACUAGUGGUCGCAGAAGGAGAGUGCCAGACAUCAAGAGCUUCUCUCAUGAGCUCGAUUCCAAAGGAGUCCGACCUCUUCCAUUUUGGAAAUCUCGUGCAGUUGGGAGAAUGGAAGAGGUUAUGGUAAUGAUUCGGUCAAAAUUUGAUAAAUUAAAGGAAGAGGUUAACUCUGAUUUGGGAAUCUUUGCUGGAGAUCUAGUUGGAAUGCUUGAGAAGACCUCAGAACCACCCCAUCCUUAUUGGAGGGAGAGUUUGGAAGAUUUGUUGGUUGUAGCUAGGCAGUGUGCAAAGAUGUCACCUAGUGACUUCUGGUUGUGUUGUGAAGGUAUUGUUCAGAAUCUAGACGAUCGCAGACAAGAGUUACCAAUGGGUACCGUCAAACAAGCCCACACCCGCCUCUUAUUCAUACUUACUCGUUGUACUAGGCUUGUACGGUUCCAAAAGGAGAGUGGUUUUGAAGAUCAUGUUCUGUCUUCCCAUCAGCUUGGUGACCUAGGCAUCUAUCCAGAACAAGUGCUUUCCCCUGUUAUUGAAGAUUCAAGUCACCCGUUUGGGCGGAAAGAAUCGAGUGGGAGAAGGAACAAAAAAGCCCAGGGACCAGGCUAUAGCAGUUUGACAGGUAGGCAAAAUGAAACAAAUGAGAACUUUGGUGAAGAGACCACAGAGGUUAGCACUGCAAAGAGUGCUGCUGCAUCUACAGGAAGCUUUAGAAUGUCCUCUUGGAAGAAGCUUCCUACUGCACCUGAAAGAUAUCAGAAAGUCCAGGACUCUGUUGAUGCACCACCUGUUGAUAAGUCUGAUUCCUUGCUACAUAAAGAAGAAACAGACAGCACUUUGAAUCAGGAUACUCCACUUCGCCACCCUGAGCAUCCAGAGGAUCCCCCUAAAGUAAGGAGGUUAAGCUGGGGAGAUUGUGCUCAGCAUAAUAUAUCUUAUGAGGAUUCAUUUAUCUGCCGUAUAUGCGAAGUUGAAAUUCCAAUCAUUUAUGUAGAACAACAUUCAAGAAUUUGCACUAUAGCUGAUAGGUGCGACUUAAAAGGUUUGACUGUAAAUGAACGACUUGAAAGAGUUGCAGAAAUUCUUGAAAAGAUGCUUGAAUCAUGGACACCAAAAACUGUUGACAGUGGGAUGGUGAGUCAUGAGGUAGCAAGAGUCUCUGCUAUGAGCAUUGCUGAAGAAUUGGAUGUCUCGUCUACAAAGCAGAAUGGGUUGCCAUGGCAAUGCUCUCGAGACAUAGUAGGUUAUGCUCUAGAGUCUGAUGCUACUGGGAUUGAUAAUCUCAACAGUUUGUCUGGCGUGUCUAGGAAGGCCUUAUCAGCUGGGAGCUUGACACCACGGUCACCACUGCUGACUCCUCAGAAAACCCCCAUUGAGCUGCUGUUGAGUGGAUGCGGAACAAUAUCUGAACAUGAAAGUUGUCAGCAGAUAAGUAAGCUACUGGAUAUUGCUCGAUCGGUUGCCAAUGUGAACAACAAUGACUACAGUACAUUAGAAUAUUUGCUUGACCGUCUGGACGACCUGAAGUAUGUCAUUCAAGACAGGAAGGUUGAUGCUCUUGUUGUCGAGACAUUUGGGAGACGCAUCGAAAAACUAUUGCAAGAGAAAUAUGUCCUCCUCUGUGGACAGAUUGAUGAUGACAGAGUGGUUGCUUCAAAUAGCACUGCUGAUGAGGAAAGCUCAGCAGAUGAUGAUACAAUACGCAGUGUGCGUGCGAGUCCUAUUAACCUAUGCUCUAAGGAUCGGACAUCUAUUGAAGAUUUUGAGAUAAUAAAACCAAUCAGUAGGGGUGCUUUUGGGCGAGUCUUCUUGGCAAAGAAAAGAGCUACUGGUGAUUUGUUUGCAAUAAAGGUUUUGAAAAAAUCUGACUUGAUACGCAAAAAUGCUGUGGAAAGUAUCUUGGCUGAGCGUGAUAUCUUAAUUUCAGUUCGCAAUCCAUUUGUGGUCCGAUUUUUCUACUCCUUCACAUGUAGGGACAAUCUUUAUCUUGUCAUGGAGUACUUGAAUGGAGGAGAUCUUUUCUCUUUGCUGAGAAAUCUUGGCUGCUUAGAUGAAGACAUGGCUCGUGUUUAUAUUGCUGAAAUUGUUCUUGCUUUGGAGUAUCUCCAUUCCUUAAAUAUUAUUCACAGGGAUUUGAAACCGGACAAUCUAUUGAUAGGCCCGGAUGGUCACAUCAAGUUGACAGAUUUUGGGCUCUCCAAGGUUGGUCUUAUCAACAGCACUGAUGACUUGUCAGGUUCAUCAGGUUCUGCUUUGCUUGGGAAUGGUAAACUAAAAGUGCAAUCAUCGUUUAAAAGAGAAAAGCAGCAGAAGGAUUCAGUUGUUGGAACCCCUGAUUACUUGGCACCAGAGAUACUCCUCGGUGUUGGGCACGGUGCAACUGCUGACUGGUGGUCUAUAGGUGUUAUUAUUUUUGAGAUCCUUGUUGGUAUUCCACCUUUCAAUGCAGAACACCCUCAGCAAAUUUUCAACAAUAUCAUGAAUAGAGACAUACCUUGGCCGAAGGUACCAGAUGAAAUAAGCUCUGAAGCAUAUGAUUUGAUUAACAAGUUGUUGAUCGAAAGCCCUGUUCAAAGAUUAGGUGCGACGGGGGCUGGAGAGGUAAAACGGCAUCCUUUUUUUAAGGAUAUCAACUGGGAUACACUAGCAAGGCAAAAGGCUACAUUCAUACCAGCUGCUGAAUCGCAUGAUACUAGUUAUUUUAUGAGUCGUUACAUUUGGAAUCCAGAAGAUGAAGAUGUCUGCGGAGGUAGUGAUUUUGAUGGCAUGAGUGAUGCAGGCAGUGCCUCAUGCAGCAGCAGUACGUGCAGCAACGUACAGGACGAAGAGGGCGAUGAAUGUGGCAACUUGACACAGUUUGGCAAUCCAACCCUACAAGUGCAAUAUUCAUUCAGUAACUUUUCAUUCAAGAAUUUAUCGCAGCUGGCUUCCAUGAAUUAUGAUUUGGUAGUAAAGAAUGCCAAAGAAUCAGUUUCCGAAGCUAUGAAGCAGCAGCAGCCACCCAUGCCAUGACAAAUCAAGUACAGCAAUUACAUUUCUGGCGAGCAACAACUGUCUCUCUUGGAUCAUAUUUUCUCCACAAGAAUGAUCGGUCAAGAACACGAGCAGUACGUGCUGCACAGCUAAAACCUUAGGAUUUAGGAUGAAGGGGAUGCCAAAAUGGCAGUAGAAUGGAACAUAUAUACACUUGUGAUGGGUGUGUUGUAUAUAAUGGUAUUGCUGUAAGUGAAAUUUUGUUCUCUGAAUAUGAAUCCCACUCUUACAUAUGCUUUGUUUCAAACUACAUUUCUUAAUUCAUACCCAGAAUAUAUAUUAUCAGUUUCUCAGCCUCUCAAUCUCCUUGGAGCGGGGCAAGCUUCAUCCUUAAUACAUUCUUUUCAGGAAAAAA